AGGAAAGUAGUGAAGUGAAAACUACAGCGUAAACCAUGCUUAUAAAGGAGUAUCGCAUUCCUUUGCCGCUAACGGUGGAAGAAUACAGGAUAGCACAACUGUAUAUGAUUGCGAAAAAAAGUCGCGAAGAGAGCAGUGGCGCUGGCAGUGGAGUCGAAAUUAUCGUGAAUGAACCAUAUCAGGAUGGACCGGGUGGCAAUGGGCAGUACACGCGUAAAAUCUACCAUGUCGGAAGCCACCUGCCCGGGUGGAUCAAAGGGCUACUGCCGAAGAGUGCGCUCACGGUCGAGGAGGAGGCGUGGAAUGCCUACCCCUACACGAAGACACGAUACACGUGCCCGUUCGUAGAGAAGUUUUCGCUCGAGAUAGAAACCUACUACUUUCCCGACAACGGCCACCAAGAGAAUGUGUUUAAACUGAGUGGUUCCGACCUGCGCAACCGGAUUGUGGAUCUGAUCGAUAUCGUAAAGGACCAGCUGGGCGGGGCAGACUAUACGAGGGAGGAAGACCCUACGCUCUACUGUUCCGAGCGCACCGGACGGGGCCCACUAAACGAACAAUGGUUGGACGAGUACUGGGAGGAGGUGAAGGAGCGCAAGCAACCAACGGAACGCAAUAUGUCACUAAUGUGUGCGUACAAGCUGUGCCGCGUGGAGUUCCGCUACUGGGGUAUGCAGACAAAGUUGGAAAAGUUCAUCCACGAUACGGCUCUGCGCAAGACGAUGUUACGGGCUCACCGUCAGGCGUGGGCCUGGCAGGACGAGUGGUACGGCCUAUCGAUGGAGGCAAUACGGGAGAUCGAGCGCCAAACCCAGCUGGCGCUGAAGCGAAAGAUGGGCAACGAUGAUGCAACCGACGGAAACGAUGCUGGCGAUGAGGAGGAGGAAGAAGAGGAUGAAGAAGAAGCAGGACUACAGUAUGGUAAGAUGCGCGAUGGCGUGCAUGAACAUGACAAUCGUAGCUCAAAUAAAAUAUACUCGCUCGAAAAGACUAAUGAAAACUCGACACCACGCAUGGACAAAAAGGACAAAAUUCCGGUGAUCACUACGGGAGAAUAUGGUGAUGACGGUGGUGGCAGAAGAGAGCAACGGAUUGGUUCUGGUGACAACCAGCGGAAGGACGAGGAUAAACGUGUCGGUGACGCAAACGACAGCGACGACGGUGGCGAGUACGAUGAGGGCGAGGAAACUGCUGAAGGAACCCGGGGCAGCAGCAGUCAAGGCGGUAGCAGUUUGCUGCGAAAGCAGCACCACUCGGGCUCGAAAAGUAAACUCCACUCGCCCCUGGGCUCGGCACAAAGUUUUGAUUUGCAGGUUGCCAACUGGAGGAUGGAAAAGUUGGAGGUAGACUCAAAAUCUGGCUCCGAGGAGGAAUUUUUCGAUUGCGUAGCACGGGGUGAAUUGGGAGAGAAAGCAUCGCUUGUAAAGUGGAGCUCACUGGAGCUACUGGCCGAAGAGGAUGACAGUCCACCGAUCGCAGCGAACCACAAGCACCAAGAGGACAGUAUCUUCAGUCAAUCGUACCUGCAGCGCGUCACCUCCGAGCGUGGAAUGCGCAGGUCUUUUCUAGGGCAGUUCUCCAGCGUCGACCGUCAGAAUCACGACCCAUCGCCACCGGGUUCUCCCGGCUUGCCCUCCUGUCCCACAUCGGUCCUGAUACUAAUCAUGCAUGCCGGCAGCGUGCUCGAUGCUAGUUCCGACAUGACGACGAAGAAAUCUGACAUCACCACCUUCCGAGGGGCGCUCGAGUCUGUCAUGCGGCAACACUAUCCUGCCCUUGUCGGCCACGUAGCCCUCCGGUUGCUACCCUGUCCGCCGGUGUGUUCCGAUGCGCUUGGCAUUCUGUCCAGUUUGAGCCCGUACUCCUUCAACAGUCCGCCGGCUGGAAGCGAUGUAGCCAGCCUCACUGACGUCCCGAUCGGCGCCAUCCCGUUGCUAGCAACGUCUUCGCCCGACUUUCACGAAUCGGUGAGCCGCGCCGUCACUUGUGCCAAUCAGAUUUUCUCCGAGUUCCUGAAGUCCGACGAAGGGCGCGGUUUUAACGGUCAGAUCGUGAUGAUCGGCGACUCGAUGGGUAGUAUCCUGGCGCACGAUGCACUAUGCCGGUCGAACGCUCACCAGGGCAGCGAAGCAUCUGGUCUCAAUCACAUUUCUGAUUUUGUCGAAGCGAACGAGCUCGAUGCAAGCAAAUUACUCACGGCGCCUUCACCUCGGAGACGGUCUUCCUCUACGAGUGAGUCCCGCAUUCCAAAGUUCGAGUUCGAGGUGGGAGACUUUUUUAUGUUUGGCAGUCCGCUGGCAGUGAUCCUUUCCGCCCGCCGGUUGGCCGAUCAUCGGUGCGGCAACCACAAGCCGGCCUGCACCCAGCUGUACAAUCUAUUCCACCCGACAGAUCCGACCGCGUCUCGGCUCGAACCACUCCUCAGCGCGCGAUUCUCGCUGUUGUCCCCAGUGAAUGUGCCACGCUACGCCAAGUACCCGCUCGGUAACGGUCAGCCGUGUCAUUUGCUCGAGCUCAUCCAGUCGAGCCCGCAGAUCUUUGGAGAUGGGCUGCCGCCUCGGCGACUCUCGGACACCUCGAUUCAAAGCGGCGCAUCUGGGAUCAUCGACAACGUGCCGCUCACUACCAUUAAUCAACUUCAGCAGCGAUGGUGGGGACCGAAACGUCUCGACUACGCGCUCUACUGCCCCGAGGGGUUGAGCAACUUUCCUUCGCAUGCACUGCCCCACCUCUUCCACGCCAGCUACUGGGAGUCGAGCGAUGUAGUCGCGUUCAUCCUGCAGCAGAUCGGACGCUUCGACGAACUGGCGUGCACUGGUGCAUACGAAAAGGACGUUUCCUCCUUUCGGCCCGGCCAGCCACGGGAAAAGUGGAACAAAAAGCGUACCUCGGUCAAACUGAAGAAUGUUGCGGCCAAUCACCGGGCGAACGAUGUGAUCGUGCGCGAAGGUGAACCCCAACGGCUGGUAGCACGCUUCAUGUACGGUCCCCUCGACGUCAUAACACUAGCGGGUGAGCGGGUCGACAUCCACAUCAUGCGCGAUCCGCUGGCGGGAGAGUGGCAGUUGCUGGCCACUGAAACAACGGAUAAAAAUGGCCGCAUCACCUUCACGGUCCCAGAGGAUCGUACCUGCGAGUACGGCAUUUUUCCUGUAAAGAUGGUUGUGCGCGGUGAUCAUACGUCGGUCGACUUCUACAUGGCCGUUGUACCACCGAGGACAGAAUGCAUCGUGUUCAGCAUCGACGGCUCGUUUACGGCGUCCGUGUCGGUAACGGGUAAGGAUCCGAAGGUACGGGCAGGCGCAGUCGACGUGUGCCGCCAUUGGCAGGAGCUUGGCUACCUGCUCAUUUACAUCACCGGUCGGCCCGACAUGCAACAGCAGCGCGUACUAUCGUGGUUGAGUCAGCACAACUUUCCCCACGGACUGGUCUCGUUCGCUGAUGGGCUGUCAACCGAUCCGCUCGGUCACAAGGCGACCUAUCUAAACAAUCUAAUACUGAAUCAAGGUCUCAUUGUGCACGCUGCGUACGGUAGCAGUAAGGAUAUUAGUGUUUACACCAGCAUUGGGCUUAAGCCUAAACAGAUCUUCAUCACCGGGAAGGUUAGCAAAAAGCUUCAGACUACGGCAACGCCACUAACGGAGGGGUAUGCCGCACACCUAAGUACUCUGAUGACGGUAGGCGGAUCACGGCCCGCCCAGGGCAAUGCACGGAUGGUUAUACCAAGAAGCUGCUUUAAUCUACCCGGCCAGAACCAAUCCAUUCGCAGGCGACGAUUUGUGCCCGGCUAAACGGGAGUACUCAAGGCUCAACGGCCAAUGGGGGGAGGGAACCCUGCAUUCAAAUUUGACUCUCCGAAAAGAUACUUCUCUUACCUUUUUUAGUAUUAUAAAAGUUCUGGAACAAAAAUGAAAGACACUGCAGCUCAUCGUUAUAACUGAUCAGUUAUAAUAGAUGGAUAGGUUGAGUGAAAAACGAUAUUAUUAGCAUGUCUCGAUACUUGUUUGAUAGAUCUGUCGCGAACUCAUGUAUUAGUAAUGCGUAACUGAUAGGUUUAUCUUUACCUUUGUGUAUUGCCUUUGCGUGAAAGCAUUCAGCAGACUCCAAAAACCGAUAAACACCUUUGGAAGAGCAUGGAUAUAAAAACAAACAAACAAUGAUUUAAUAUAGUACAUCAACUCCCAUAUGAAUUAAAGUCUGCUAAUGUAGCAAACAGCAUAUACUUAUAUACACAUAUAUAAAUGUAUAUUUAGGCAAAUGGUUGCGCAGCAUAUUGUUAAAUAAGGACUCCGAUGCAAUAUUCUAUUUUGUCACAUGGUACCUGGCUUAAAAGACUGUCUCUUACCGGCUGUAAAUAAAACAAAAGUAACAUGAAAAUGAAUUCACAGAUAAAACAUUUAUAAUCCAAUUUUAUUACUUUUUAUCCAGCAUGAAGUUGGCCCCUGUUUUUUUGUAUCUUCACAAUUCACGAAUCUGAGUAAACCUAAUUAGUCCGAAAGCAGUCCAUAUUGUUCUGAUAUAAAACAAUAUAUAACUAAAAGUAUGUUUUACUCGGAUAAACGCAUACCACAACGGUUCAGCGUAUAGCAUUUUAGAUCUGUUUUAAAUUAAUUUUUUUUAACGAAAGCCAAGUUGAUGUUUAUGGACUCCGAACAAACUAUAUAGAUGUAAAAGUGUUAUCAUAGGAAGCGGAAAGUGGAAUAUUAUCAUUGAUUACAUUCAUAAAUUACACAGACUUUGGGAUGAAUGGAAAAUAAUAAGCAAAAGCUAAGAAAUAUUCGAUAUAAGCUACUGUGACAGGUCAGAAGUAUAUUCUAAAAUCGAUGUUUAUUAACUGUUAUAGUUGAGGCAUAUGAGUGAUGAUUGUGUAGCGCAGAUAGUGCGACAUAGUAACUGAAUAUUCAAUGCAUAUUGAGUGUAUACAAAGAACAAACACACAAACCAAAAAUAUGGGAUCUAGGACAGGAGGAAACCAAAACUUUAAAAUCAAAUCAGUAAUGUACUUGUAGGUCGUGAAGCAGGGGAAAAAACUGCACAUUCACAAAAAGGCUGUUAGAGAAGCAUUAUUAUAAAGUGGAUCUUUUUUAAUAUGGUAUGAUAUUGAACCUUUAACGCAAUGAUGAAGUCUACACCAUGGGUUUUUUUCCUAUCACACCAAACUUGUUGGUGCUGCAAAGGGGGCAAUGAGGGCAAUUUAAGAUAGCUUUUACGUCCGAUGGCAUAUGGUUGUUCACAAACAAUAAAUAAGAAAAAAAAUUAUUCUUUUUGUGAUGAUAUAGCUGUGCACUUCCGUAACCCAAUGCCCUUGGUUCAAUUCAAGCGCAACGCAAUGCAACAAUAACCACUGAAUUUGAUAAAUUCAAAAGCAUUAAAUAGAUAUGUGGACUGGACAAUCUUUGACUAAGAUAAAAAAAAAACAGAAAUUGUAGACAGUGUAAUGUACAAUGGUGUAAGCAGCCGAUUCAUCCAAUAGCUGCAAGCGUUAUAUUUGUUCAGCUGUACUUCAUUCGAUGCGCGUAGCGUAGGUGAGAAAUAACUAACGAGGCCAUUAGCUUUCGCGCGGUUAAGCGGUAUUAUUGCGAAACGAUUGCUUUAUCUCCCGGACGAUGUAAUUGCUUGUAAAUAGCAAACGUCAUCACUAUACGGCAAUACGCGGCUAUAUGUCAGAAGGCUACUCUUCUUCAACAUUGGAAGCAUCUCAAUAACAAAUUUAAACAUAUAAAAUGUACAAGCUAGUAUACAAAAAUAAAAAGAAUAUGUUACAAUAUUAUACUUAUUAUUAUUCACAUUGCACCAUUAACGUUUUGACAUUGAAUUUGAUUUACCAUGAGCGACACAUGUUACCUAUUUUAUUUUAAACUUG
Anopheles bellator is the source of this 5863-nucleotide messenger RNA. RefSeq names its product protein retinal degeneration B (gene rdgB). Gene Ontology annotation, cellular component: cytoplasm. The record is from RefSeq and is a predicted model, not a curated record. Bases 36 to 3791 code for a protein of 1251 amino acids. NCBI's taxonomy places the organism in Eukaryota, Metazoa, Arthropoda, Insecta, Diptera, Culicidae. Gene Ontology annotation, biological process: phospholipid transport. Gene Ontology annotation, molecular function: phosphatidylinositol transfer activity; phosphatidylcholine intramembrane carrier activity; phosphatidylcholine binding. The transcript has 9 exons.